Rattus norvegicus (Norway rat) is the source of this 1012-nucleotide messenger RNA. The record is from RefSeq and is a predicted model, not a curated record. Lineage: Eukaryota; Metazoa; Chordata; Mammalia; Rodentia; Muridae.
GCGGGCGGUGAGGGCGACAUUGGUGGCGUCGUCCUCUGCCCCCUUCCCCGGGGGCGAGAUGUCGGGGCUCAGCCACUUAGAGUCGGAAGGCUGCCGGAAUCUACUCGGCAUGCUGGACAAUGACGAGAUCAUGGCCCUUUGCGACACCGUCACCAACAGCCUGGUGCAGCCUGUGGACCGCCAAGAUGCUAUUCGUGCAAUAUUAGUGUACAGCCAAAAUGUAGAAGAACUUCUGAGGCGCAAAAAAGUCCACCGAGAAGUCAUAUUUAAGUAUUUGGCAACACAAGGGGUGGUUGUACCUCCAACUACUGAAAAACAUGGUCUUAUUCAGUAUGCAAAAAGUUACUGGGAAGAACAGUCUCCAAAACUGAAGGAGACGGCAGAGCCAGUUAAAAAGACGGAGGACAGCCAGCUCUUUGAGCAGCAGGCAAAGGAAGAUAAAGAAGCUGAAAAGGUUGAUUGUCGUCGCUUAGGAGAAGAAUUUUGUCACUGGUUCUUUGAACUUCUUACUUCUCAGAAUCCUUUUUUGGGACCACCUCAGGAUAAAUGGGGCCCACAGCACUUCUGGCAUGAUGUGAAGCUUAGGUUUUAUUAUAACACCUCAGAACAAAACAUGACAGACUACGAAGGAGCAGAAAUGGUGAGCCUUCGUUUACUGUCAUUGGUGAAAGAGGAAUUUCUUUUUCUCAGUCCCAACCUUGAUUCUCAAGGACUAAAAUGUGCGUCUUCUCCUCAUGGACUAGUUAUGGUUGGAGUUGCAGGGACUGUCCACCGCGGAAAUUCUUGUUUGGGCAUAUUUGAACAAAUUUUUUUUUUAUAUUUUUCCUGUGGUUUUUUUUUCAGUUACUACUGUACUUUAUUGUGUUCAACCAAAUCACCAUGUUACAAAAAUAGCAAGCUGCCAUAAUAAAAAAUAAGGCUCCUCUAUCCAGCACCAGAUAGCAUCAUUUUACUUUCAAGCCUAGAAAUUGCACACUUGUAUAUAAACCAACCGAAGAUGAGGAUUGAGAGU